Molecule: messenger RNA, 1389 nt
Organism: Lachancea thermotolerans CBS 6340
Lineage: Eukaryota; Fungi; Ascomycota; Saccharomycetes; Saccharomycetales; Saccharomycetaceae
Gene: NOP12
Product: rRNA-processing protein NOP12
Exons: 1
Coding region: 1-1389 (462 amino acids)
Molecular function (GO): RNA binding
Source: RefSeq, a predicted model, not a curated record
AUGGGAUCAAUUGACAAGUUAUUCGGGCCUGCCGCUAGCAAGGUAGAGUCCGGGCUAAGCAAGCUUUUCGGCAGCUCUGCAGGUCCCGUGGAUGUGGCCAAGGUCAAAUCUAAGAUCAGGACCGUGCUGCCAGGCGUGGAGCCUGAGGCCAAACCUGAGACCAAGGAAGCAUCCGCGGAGGCAUCCACGGAGCAGGGCUCGCAAGGUGAAGGCGAGAGUGGCUCGGAGGAGGGCGCAAAGCCCGCCAAGCGCGGUUUGGAGGCCGAAGAGGCCCCAGCGCAGCCCAAGAAGCUUUCCAAACGUCAAAAGCGCAAGGCGCUGGACGCGGACAACGAGAACCUCGAGUCCGAGUACUACUCCAAGCUACUAGAGAAGGAGCAGGGAGAAGCCGAGGAAACCAGCGCGGCUGAGCCCGAGUCCAAGGACGGCGAGGCCGAGGCGAGCGUCCAAGCCACGGCCGCGAGUGCCUCGCGCAAGGACCUAAAGGAGGAGGAACUGCAGAAGGCCGAGCGCACCGUCUUCGUCGGCAACGUCCCCGUCGACGUGGUCACGUCGAAGCCGCUCAAAAAACAGUUCAAAAAGCUGUUCGCAGUCGCCAAGAAGCACUCCGGUGGCGACGACAGCGACGAAGACAAGGCCACGGGGCCUGACACCUUCGCCGUCGAGAGCAUCAGAUUCAGAUCCAUCUCUUUCGAAGAGGCCCUGCCGCGUAAGGUCGCUUUCGUGCAGCAGAAGCUGCACAAGUCCAGAGACUCGGCUAACGCGUACGUGGUAUACGCCGAGAAGGCCGCUGUGAAGGCCGCGUGUCAGACCCUCAACGGGACUGUUUUCUAUGACCAUCACCUCAGAGUGGACUCCGUGGCCCACCCGGCCCAGCAUGACAACAAGCGGUCUGUGUUCGUGGGGAACUUGGACUUCGAGGAGGCCGAGGAGAACCUGUGGAAGCACUUCGAAAAGUCUGGCGAGAUCGAGUACGUACGGGUCGUCCGCGACUCGAAAACCAACAUGGGCAAGGGAUUUGCGUACGUGCAGUUCCGCGACUUCCAGGACAUCAACAAGGCGCUGCUGCUCAACGACCAGAAGCUCAAUGGUACGGGCAGGAAGCUCCGUGUUACAAGGUGCAAGAACAUGAAGAAAACGCAGCCUUCUUCCCAGAAGCAUCCAAAAGCACUCACGGACGACCAGAGGACCAAGCUAGGAAGGGCCAAGAAGGUGCUCGGAAAGGCCGACAGAUCUACCGUCGGCAAGGAUGUCACGAUCGAAGGCCUCAGAGCUACCAAGGGCGCUUCCACCCCGAUCUUGAAGAAAAAGAAGCAGAGAUCCAAGUCUGGAAGAGUGACCAAACGCUCGACCGCGUUCAAGAAGGCUAACGCAAGCAAUUCCCGUUAG